Bactrocera tryoni is the source of this 5409-nucleotide messenger RNA. RefSeq names its product protein CEPU-1. The transcript has 14 exons. Gene Ontology annotation, molecular function: axon guidance receptor activity; protein binding. Gene Ontology annotation, cellular component: plasma membrane; axon; neuronal cell body. The record is from RefSeq and is a predicted model, not a curated record. Bases 2012 to 3760 code for a protein of 582 amino acids. Lineage: Eukaryota; Metazoa; Arthropoda; Insecta; Diptera; Tephritidae. Gene Ontology annotation, biological process: homophilic cell-cell adhesion; synapse organization.
AGUGCACCUUAAAAGCUUGCGUACAUACGUAGCGGUAAAGCGCGGUAGUGCAACAAAUAACGCGCAGAGAUUAAUAGGGAAACUGUAAAUGUGCUUGCCACCAGCGACUGCAACUUUCAUUUGCUGCCACUGACAAAACAUAGCCAGCCAUAUCCCCAAAUGAAGUGACAAAAGAAAUUGCUGCAGAAGUUCUGAAACAAGUGCGAACACAGCAAAACAAGAAUAAAAUAAACAAAACAAAAAAAGAAUUUAGUGUAAAAGUGAGAACACAGUGUAAACGCUAAACAACAGGUGAACUUUGCAACUUAAAUAUUAACCUGCGUCUCCGAGGAAAAUUUCAUGAGCACUACAUACUUGCAACCGACACAAAAGCUGCUGAACUGAUAUGCUUUACAACCAGAUCAAAUUGAAUUAGUCGCGAAAGUGUUAUCAACAGCUGUUUAAAGAUUAACGCAGAGAACACUUGAGAGCAUUGCUAAGCGGGUCGACUACUCCGCCAAAUUCGACGUCGAGCGCAACAAGAGGGCUACUUUCCAUAAAAGUUUCAGACAAACUGCCAAUAAAGUGGAACUUUUUUCCUUCAGCACACAAAACACACACACAGUUACAUGCACACGGACACAGAUACACAGUGAAUACACAGUGAAUCAAAUCACUUACUCAGACUACUCUACUGGUUAUAGUUGAUCAAUCGUUGAAUACUUUGUGGCAAGUGAAUGCAAGUUGAAGAAGAAGAAUAAGAAAGGAAAAGAAUUUGCAGAAAUCGUGCAACAUUUGAAGUAAUUAAAAUUUAGUUCCAAAAGUAAAAUCGACAAAGUGCACCCAAAAAGAAAGCGAAAAAGAGAAAAAAAGUGACGAAAGUUUACAUUUGCAAUAACAACAACUACAAAAGCAACCAAUCGAUAAUCGAAAAGUAAGUUAGAGAAAAAUAGCAAAUAAAGAAAAGUGCAAAACCAAGUUGCAACAAAGGGCGCGUGCAUGCAACAUUCCGGCCGCAUGUGGCAGCGGCAGCGGCUCGGCUGUGGCACAGUGCAAUCGAAUAAUUAAUUCAAUGCACUUAAAAUUGCAGUUUUCAACUUGAGAAACGACGAGAAAAUCGCAUUUAGCCCAAAACUACAGAUAUACUGCAACAAUAACAACAACUACAACAAAAAGAACACAAAUAAUAAUCACAGUGAACGAGUGGCGAUACAAAACUAAACUAAACUAAAAGUGAAAUAAAAAAAAAGCAAAAACAAAUUAAGCGAAAGAAAAAAACCGAGAGUUGAGAAUAGAUAAGCAGCCGAGAGUAGCGAAAAGCGUGGCAAAGUUAGCGUGACAAAGUUUCAUUUGUUGGCAAAUUGAAGCGGCGUGCAGCCUGCUCGACAGCAAGUGAGCGCCAAGUGGAGCCGAGAGGGGCUGAGGGGUGAGUGAGCCAGCGACCGCCUGCUGUGUGAACAACAAAAAUGACGUGCGCCGCUCAUAGACUAAAUUGCAUAAAUUCACAAAUACAAAAACAAGAACAAGAACAACAACAAAGAGUUGGACAUCUGGCAGCAUCCAUCAGCGGUUGCAACAACGACAGCGGCAACGGCAGCGAAAAAUACGCAAAAGUGAAAAGUUGCAAAUUGAUGUCGACGCAACAGCGUGCCACACGCGCACACGCCAUACCCCACCACGGCCAACACCAGCAGCAGCAGCAACAACCACAACAAAAACAACUACAGCAGCAACAAGAGUUGCGCGCAGCUGACAUAAAUUGUAACGGUGUUGGUGGCUGCAACACCGACGAAUUACUUGCAGCACAAGCAGAACAGAAGCAACAACAAAAACCAACACACAACUCCACCACCUCCAAAAUGUAUGACAGCAACAACUUGCAACACUCGCUAGAAGAAGUGGAAAAAAGGCAGUCACCAAAAGCGUCGCUACCAUCACCACCACCACCACGACCACUUUUACCACAAAUGUAAAUAGCGUCCAAUCACGGCGGCAUCAGUUGCAACGGCAUCAACAGCUCACUCUGGUGUGCAUGCUGUUAGGUGAGCGCAAUAGUUGCAGUAAAAUUAGCAGCAACAGCAUCACAGCAACACGAAUGCAUAACGGUGGCAGCAACAACAGCAGACAGCAUCAGCGGCAGCUAAAGCAACAACAACCGAAAUCCUUCGCCGGUUACACACGCCUCUUCAGCGUCCUGUUGCUGUUCGCCUUGCAGCAUGUUCCAAGCGUGUUGGCGUCAAGUAAUUUGAUGAACAAGCAUGAGCCGAUGUUCAUUUCACGUUCGGAGACAUUCAAAUUUGUUGCUGGGGACACAAUAAGAUUGCCAUGCGAAGUUGCCAAUACAGAUCCUUAUGUGGUUGCAUGGAAGCGUGGCAUCGCCAUACUCACCGCCGGCAAUGUGAAGGUAACACCGGAUCCACGUGUGUCGCGCGCCGAGCGAUUCAACUUGCAGAUACGUGACGCAGUGCCACAGGAUGCCGGCGACUACAUCUGCCAGAUCGCCACAAUGGAGCCGCGCGAAAUUACGCACACAGUCGAGAUCUUGGUGCCACCAAGGAUCCAUCACAUUAGCACCGGCGGACAUUUGCAAGUCAAAAAGGGCUCGUCGGUGCGUAUUGAGUGCUCGGCCUCCGGUAAUCCGACGCCGAACGUAACUUGGAGUCGUAAGAAUAAUAUUUUGCCCAACGGCGAGGAGAAGCUGCACUCGCACAUCCUGUCGAUCGAGAACGUGGACCGGCACAAGGGCGGCGUCUACAUUUGUACAGCCAACAACGGAGUCGGUCAACCGGCAUCCAGUCAAGUCGUCCUGCAUGUCCUAUAUCCACCAGAAAUAUCCGUUGAACGUCCUAUAGUCUUCUCCGGCGAAGGACACGAGGCAAUGCUGGUCUGCAUAGUCCAUGGGGAAACACAACCUGAGGUGCUUUGGUUCAAGGACACCAUGCAACUGGACACCACCGAACGUCACAUCAUGGAGAAUCGCGGCUCACGUCACACGCUGAUUAUACGGAAAGUACAUCCUCAGGACUUUGGUAAUUAUUCUUGUGUGGCCGAGAAUCAGCUGGGUAAAGCACGGAAAACUUUGCAACUGAGCGGGAAACCAAACAUUGCCGUCUUCAAUUCGCCGCCAGUCAGUCAGUAUAAGGACAGAUACAACAUUUCUUGGACCGUGGACUCACACACACCCAUCGAAGAGUACAAGCUGUCCUUCCGAAGGUUGCCGCAAGGACACGAGGUCGAUAACUCCAUCGAUACGCACACCGGCUCGUCAUCCUCCUCGACGCUGCUGCAGAUGUAUGGCGGUGGCGGCGCAGUCGGUGGUGGCAGCAUGGGCGGCGGCUUGCUUGGCAGCCAGCACAAUCAUCGUCUUGGCAGCGGUUUGGGCGCCGGUCUCAGCAGCUACGGCAAUGUGAUGCACUGGGGUCGUAACGAUUGGCGCGAUGUGGUGCUCGCUGCGAUGCCAUUGUCACAUCAUUACACCCAGGGGAUGAGUUAUAUGAUACGCGGACUCGAUCCGGACCAGCACUACGAGGCCACUGUGCAAGCAAGGAAUCGUUAUGGUUGGAGUGACUUGACGCACAGCUUCCUCUUCUCGACAUCUUCGAAUGAUGGACUUAUUGAUCUAUCAUCUUUUCUAAAUCACGGUUCGUCAGACAAUGAGAUGCGGGACCUGAGUGUCACAUUCUAUGGCAGCGGUGCCACACACAAACUGCGCUUGAGCCUCACCACGCUCUCAGUUGUGACACUCAUGCUGGUGAAAGUCAACAAAAGCUUUUGGGUCUAAACACUGCAUAAAAAACCGGUGAAGAGGAAUGUGAGUUGGAAUUUUACAAAAUCCCUAAUUAUUGGGGCUAAAGUUGAUAUUAUGCAAUCAGAUUACUUUUAUAACUGUAAAACUAAAGCAGAAAUAGAGAGUAAAAGAGAGAUGGAAAGGAAGAAAAAGUUGGGCAGUGUUGCAGAAACAGAAAAAGCAAGAGAUCUAAUUGUAGAAAGACAAAAUGUGAGCGAUGGUAUAUAGGGUAUGUGUUUAAAAUUAAGCUAAAAAUUUUAUAACUGUAAACAUAAAUUUUUAUUUAACCGAAAUUUAUGAUAAGCUUAGAUUUGUGAUGAACUGAUUUCCAUUUAUAAAGUAUUAGCUUAUGGUUGGCAAUGAGCAGAUGUUAUAUUUUAUGUUAGUUGAUUGGAAAGUUUUACAAAAAUAUUUAAUUGAAGCUGUGGGAGUUUUGAAAUUAAUUACGAAAUUUUUUUUUCGAAAAUUUUGCUUGCUCUUCGUAAGAAAGUUUAAUGUAAAAAACAAAGGUGAAGAUAAUGCAAAAGCGCUGAUUGAAGGAUCGUUUAAAGGAUCGAUGCGAAAAAGACAGAACCUCAAUUGUAAAUAGUAAAGUAAUUUUUACUCAUAAACCUAGGUUAAUUAUAAUAAAAAAUUAUUAAUAAAAAAAUAUACAUUAGAAAAUAAAAGAAAUUAAAAUAAACAAAUAACUAUUAAUAGAAAAUAAAAAAAAAAUUAAAAUAAAUAAAAAUAUUGUCACCGUCAGACCGACAACCAAUGUCAAGCUGACGGUUAAGAGGCAGUGAAAAGAGCAGAGAGCAAAAACCAGCGCGUGUAUAUGAAAGAUUAUAGGCUGAUGUGCGUGGCAGCGCUUUCAAACACAAGCGCUAGAAGCGAGUAUCACUCACACACAGCCAAGCAAAAUGUUAUUUCAAUAUUCAACUCUAGUACGUAAUGAAAUAGUGAAUAAUAAAAUGCAUAUUGGUGAGUAAAUGAAGAACUUAGUAAAAAUUUAAACUAAUUUAUUGUUAGCGGAAAUUAUGCAAAAUGUAAUAAUAUUAAAAAAUAUUAAGCAGAAUAUUAAUAAAAUAUGUAUGUGCUAAUGCGCUCUUAUACAUAUGUACAUAUAGACACGUAUAUGUUUAACAUAGGUAUAUAUAACACACACACACAAAUAUACUCAAUUGAAUUCAACAAUCGCACAUUGAAGUAUUAAAAUUUAGUAAAAAUUAAGUUUGGCAACUCUGUGUCGUCGUUUUUGUGUAAUCUAGUGCAAAUGUUGCCACACAACUACAAAUUAAAUAAUAUUUAGUAGCAACUUAAUGCGAUGUAAGCGCUGCUAAUAUUAGCUAUGAUGAGCUGAUAUUAUUAUAUAUAAUGAAAAUAAAAUAACAAUUGCUUGCGGCCAUGCAUACAUACAUACAAACAUAGAGAAUUUUUAAGCUUUUUGCUAUUUUAAUAAUAAGCGGUUAAGUAACACGUAUGCGUAAUUAAUUUUAAAGUGUAAUAUUAGAAACACAAAAUUGUGACAUUCUUGUAAAACCUUUCUAUCGUAUGUAUGUAUUUUUUUUUUUUGUAAAAAUGUAGAAGGUGAAAUUGUUAAUAUUUCGAUAAAGGUCACAGCAAUUAAAGAUGAUUAAAAAAAUAUAUAUUAUUUAAAUUAU